Molecule: messenger RNA, 1693 nt
Organism: Zea mays
Lineage: Eukaryota; Viridiplantae; Streptophyta; Magnoliopsida; Poales; Poaceae
Exons: 7
Coding region: 435-1409 (324 amino acids)
Molecular function (GO): oxidoreductase activity, acting on the CH-OH group of donors, NAD or NADP as acceptor
Source: RefSeq, a predicted model, not a curated record
UCGACCGUUCAAUCCAUGGCUGUACCUGUUGUUGAGAAGUGAUGAAAGGCGCGCACCGUUGUCAAAUGCGUCGGGUGGCUGAGGGAGCUGAGGUCACCGCCAGUCUCUUGUCACACCAAACACCCAGUGGUUCAGGCUGGCCAAAGUUAUGAGUUAUCUGCCCUGUCCUCCCAAACUAAUCUAGUCCCAGGAAACUAAUUUCAACACACAACUGGACGACGGUGCGUUGCGUUGGUGGCCGCCGGCGACGAUGUCGUCGUCCGCGGGCGACAAGAGGAAGAAGACGGCGUGCGUGACCGGAGGGAACGGGUACAUCGGCUCCGCGCUCAUCAAGAUGCUGCUGGAGGACGGAUACGCCGUCAAGACGACGGUCAGGAACCCCGCAGCGCCAUAGAAAUCCUACACUUUGCUACUUCAGCCAGGCCUAGGCGCGCAUGUGCCUUUACUUUACUGUCGCUGUUGGAGACGACAUGGACAAGAACUCCCACCUCAAGGGCCUGCAGCAGCUCGGGCCGCUGACGGUUCUCCGCGCCGACAUGGACGAGGAGGGCAGCUUCGACGACGCCGUCGCCGGCUGCGACUACGCCUUCCUCGUCGCCGCCCCGGUGAACCUCUCGGCACAGGAUCCAGAGCUUGCUUGGCGGUGGAUGUCCCGAUGGCAGAAAGAGCAGAUCGAGCCGUCCGUCCGAGGCACGCUGAACGCGAUGCGGUCGUGCGCGAAGGCCGGGACGGUGCGGCGCGUGAUCCUGACCUCGUCGGUGGCCGGAGUCUACAUCAGGCCGGACCUGCUGCAACUGCGAGGCGACGGGCACGUGCUGGACGAGGAGUCCUGGUCCGACGUCGAGUACCUCAGAGCCAACAGGCCACCAACCUGGGGGUACUGCGUGUCGAAGGUGCUCCUCGAGAAGGAGGCGUGCAGGUUCGCGGGCGAGCACGGCAUCAGCCUGGUCACCGUCUGCCCCGUCAUCACCGUGGGCGCGGCGCCGGCGCCCAAGGUCCGCACGAGCAUCAUCGACAGCCUCUCCAUGCUGUCCGGCGACGAGCGAGGGCUCGCCGUGCUCAAGGGCAUCGAGAAGACCUCCGGCGCGGUGCAGCUGGUCCACGUCGACGACCUCUGCCGCGCCGAGCUGUUCCUGGCGGAGGCGGCGGCGGCCGACGGGAGGUACAUCUGCUGCGGCCUCAACACGACCGUCCUCGAGCUCGCGCGUUUCCUGGCACACAAGUACCCGCAGUACGGCGUGAAAACAAACCUCGACGGCGAUGAACAGCAGCUACUCGAGAAGCCGAGGGUGAGGGUGUCGUCGGAGAAGCUCGUCCGGGAAGGGUUUGAGUACAGGCACAACACGCUGGACGAGAUCUACGACAAUGUGGUUGAGUACGGCAAGUCGUUAGGGAUUCUGCCCUACUGAUACAUAGAUGCCCGAGCUUAAUUAAGUACGAGGGCAGCAUAUAUGUUAUCGGACAUAUACGAGUCUUGGAAAGUAAUUAAAUAAUUUAUGGAGAUAUUUUUCAUUGGAAAAAACAGUGUGAGAGUUCUAGACUAAAGGCUAGUUUAGAAACUUAAAUUUUCUUUGGUAUUGUAGGGGAUUGAGGUAGAAAUUAGUUCAUUUCCUUUAGAACCCCCACAAAAUUUCCGAUGGAAGCUUGAGUUUCUAAACUAGCUCAAAAUUGAGCUGAAAAGCACUUUUGAACC